This is a messenger RNA of Pelobates fuscus (common spadefoot toad), 1263 nucleotides long. RefSeq names its product nucleolar protein interacting with the FHA domain of MKI67 (gene NIFK). The record is from RefSeq and is a predicted model, not a curated record. The coding region runs from base 28 to 843 and encodes 271 amino acids. Gene Ontology annotation, molecular function: RNA binding. Gene Ontology annotation, biological process: maturation of LSU-rRNA from tricistronic rRNA transcript (SSU-rRNA, 5.8S rRNA, LSU-rRNA). Gene Ontology annotation, cellular component: nucleolus. NCBI's taxonomy places the organism in Eukaryota, Metazoa, Chordata, Amphibia, Anura, Pelobatidae. The transcript has 6 exons.
UUCCACGUGGUCCCCGCACGCAGUGAGAUGAAUAUGGCGGACGGUGCGGAUGUCGUGGCCCCUCUCCUGUCUCUGGAGCCCGAACUGCAGGAGGAUUUCAAGCGGAAAGUGCAGAAUAUUCGGCAGAAAUCGAAGGUGGAAUCGAUCACCCCUGGAGUCAUUUAUCUCGGCCAUAUUCCCAAAAUUCUCCAUGAGCCGCAGCUCAGGGAAUAUUUCGAUCAGUUUGGCACAGUCACACGAUUACGCCUCUCCCGCAGUAAGAAGACCGGAGGAAGCAAAGGAUACGGUUUUGUGGAAUUUGAAUGUGAUGAAGUUGCUAAAAUUGUUGCAAGUACGAUGAACAAUUACCUGUUUUGUGAACGACUUUUAAAAUGUGAAUUCAUACCACCCGAGAAAGUCCCCCCCAGGCUGUUUAUAGGAAGUGAAACGAUCUUUAAGAAGCCUUCACUACCAGCCGUCACACGCUACAACCGGAAAUGGAGCCUUGAGGAGCAAACCAAAAUGGAGUCCAGGUUAUUGGAAAAGGAGACGCGACUGAGGAAACGUUUAGCGCAGAAGGGCAUAGACUACGACUUCCCAGGAUUUGCUGCGCAGAAGAAGCAGAAUCUGGACCGGACGUUGGACCUUUCUGUAAAUAGUCAGGACGCCACGCCUGUGUGUACUCCCUCCAUCUUAGAGAGAAGGAAGUCUGUGCGAUUGGAGAAUGAGGAUCAAAGUGAAGAUGACGAAAUCGUGCUAAAGAUGCCGCAAACUAAAUCAUUGCCACAAAAGAAAACAAAACCAAAACUGGCAAAACCGGAGAAAAAAAUGAAGAUCAAGAAAAAGAAAGUCCCCAAAAAUUAGUGUUAUCGAGUAUUAACCAUUGACUAACACCUUGAACAGACUGAUCUGUACAGCCAAUUCCUUGUGCAUCGUCAUAUUCCCCCCAUUACAGCCCAUCGCUCUUCCUUCUACACCGGCUUUCAUGGCAGCCGGUACUGAACCCCAAAUUAAUCCAGUUCACGCAUUGUGCUCAUUGUAUUGAUUCGUGGGUGCCUUCAUCUGAUCACCGGAUACUAUAAACUCUGCGUUUGGGAAAUAGAACUUGGGAUACAGUGAAUCUAUUAGGAAAGCUAUUAACCUUUCUCGUCUAUUUUUAGCUCGAAUUAUGCGAUCGCUGCGGUGAUCUCUGUACAAUAUAUACAUUCUAAUAAAGAAAAUGUAUAUCUUUUGUGUUGCAGGGAAAUAUGCUUAACCAUGUAAAGCCGUGAUUCCUCUGAUCUG